This is a messenger RNA of Ruditapes philippinarum (Manila clam), 9691 nucleotides long. RefSeq names its product inositol 1,4,5-trisphosphate receptor type 2-like. NCBI's taxonomy places the organism in Eukaryota, Metazoa, Mollusca, Bivalvia, Venerida, Veneridae. Gene Ontology annotation, molecular function: inositol 1,4,5-trisphosphate-gated calcium channel activity; inositol 1,4,5 trisphosphate binding. Gene Ontology annotation, biological process: calcium ion transmembrane transport. The record is from RefSeq and is a predicted model, not a curated record. The coding region runs from base 1 to 8541 and encodes 2846 amino acids. The transcript has 67 exons. Gene Ontology annotation, cellular component: endoplasmic reticulum; membrane.
AUGGCACAGAACUUAGGAGAGUUUCUGUGUGUCGGUGACUCAGUUUGUUUCUUUUCCGUGGAGACGGAAGGAUUUGCGUACAGUCUUCAGUCAAGUUCUGUACAUAGCCAUGUAUUCAUAUAUCAAAAUCAGGACCGAGAUAAACCAACAAAAAUACCAAGUGCACAAGCAUGUGAGUUUAUUGUUGGCCUGCAGAACAGGUACAAACUGAACAAGAAGUUUAGAAAGUACAAGUCGAUGGUUGCAAAUUCCGAGGGGAUCAUCCAUGAAGAUGAAACACUUCUCAGACAACACAAGAUGGCGGCUGAAGCCGAGAAUAUGGACAAUGCGCAGGAACAGAAACGGCAACUUGGUAAACGGGUUAGAUACGGUGAAAUUGUACAGUUGAAACAUGUGUUUACAAAUAAAUACAUACACACAUGUACAUCUCAAACGUCACAAGUCGAUAAAAACAACAUGGUGAUUAUGCUCCAGGAAUACAAUGCAAAAAAUGCUCAAUUUAGGAUUUUGCCCCAAUAUAAGGUCAAGUCUGAAGGUGAAGUGGUACAAAUAUACGAUCAAAUUGUGUUUGAAAGUGUGAAGUCUCCAGGUCACUUUAUACAUGCUAGUUCACCAUUCCAGAUUGACCAUUUUACAUUUGGGUCGGAAUUUAACCUUGGUGUGGAAAGAUCAGGAUUUACAUUGAUACGAUUCAGAAAACGACCACCGACAGAAUCACUUAUAUAUAUCCGGGGAGGAAACAUUAUUCGACUGUUUCACAAAGAACUGGAGGCAUAUGUUGUUGCCGAAGGUCUUUUCGAGGAUGAAAUCACAGAAGAUGUUCAUUUCCGUGUCCGAGUAAUGGACCAGCAUAAGCCGCGAACGCUGUCCCCGCCAACCUCCGGUAACACAUUCUGGGUGAUAGAAGCGGAAAAAGGAAUAUUUCAUGGUGAGAUUAUCCAAUGGGAGCAGCAGAUACGGUUACGUCACAUGACAACAAGAAAAUACAUAUGUAUCACAGCAGAGCACGAGGUUAUAUUGAUUGACAGUAAUGAAGACCCAAGAACAGUGUUCCGACUUCACAGCGUUAUAAAUGAAAGGGACGAGAUCCGAUUCGAGAGUUACUGCAGGAUCGAACAUGUUCUUACAGGAUCUUGGCUGCAUGCACUGAAAGAUGAAGAUUACAUUCGUAAACAAUUUCGUGACGAGGAAAGCUGCAACGACCAGUCAUUGAAAGGCUUAAGAGUUUCCAGCGCCCCUGUUAAACGGGUGACCGGAAGUAGUGAGAGUCAGUACGAUGACGCGUUCACAAUACAGAGAGUUGAAGAUGAGAAUAUUCGAGAAUUUAACUAUGUGGCUGGUAUGGUACCGUUCCUACAGAAUCUGAUCAAAGAUAGGCAAGUUGGGAUCACCCUUAACUCUAAAAAGACACAUCAGACUGUACAGGCAAUGGACGAACUUCAACAUUUCAUGAUUGUGGAAAAUCUGCCAAGCAAAGAAAGACAGAAAUUGAUGAGGAACCUUAGGGUGAUAGAUUUGCUGGUGAAGAUACUACAGUUUCCGCUAGAUGGCGUUGCGGAUGAACAUGCAAUCAUUCUAGUAUUCAAGGAGGCAUACGAGAUUUUGUACACGUACAUGAUCGGCAAAAGUAGAAAAAAUGCCCUUUACUUUGCAAAAUAUAUCGAGUUCUUCCAGACCCAGUUUACACAAAAGGGAGGUAUAGGUCUGAACGUUGCUCAGAUGAUUGUAGAGUUGAUAAGAGACAAGAGAAAAAUUGUUGACAGAAUAUCACAUCAUCAGAUUGACGAAUUUGUCGGCCUUCUGCAGUCAACUCAGAAUUACAGAUUUCUAGAUUUACUGCACGUGCUCUGCGUGUGUGAUGACAUUGCUAUUCCAAACAAUCAAGUGUACAUCGUGCAAAAAUGGAUGCUUGAUAAACCGAGAGGAAUAUUUUUGACAGCUAGAGGUCAGGAUAUCAACAAGCAGCCGAAUAUACUCUACAUAACAACAGAUGAUGCCAAAACAUGGUCUGCUUUGCACGACUUUGUCAAUCCAGAACACGAAGAGUAUGAGAAAGACAAACACGAUUUUCUGCUACAUCAGCUAGAUCUUUUCAUUGCUCUUUGUAAGGGUCGUAAUGAUUUUGCUAUCAACAUAAUUACAAAAGAGUCGAGGUUUCUAACUUGGGAGGAAACGUUCCUAGCUUUAAGGUCGUCAAUUUUACCAGAUGCUAUCCGAGCAAAGUACUGUGAUAUCACAACAAAUCUGUUCGUUGACAUUGGAAACAACUAUUCCGUCUUGGCAUACCCGAAUAUUUGCUUCGUAUAUGAUUAUGUUGGUUCAAAGGAUGAAGAAAAAAGUGCAGGAGAUUUUAUAAUGAAAGAGCUGGUCGCCAUCUUUCCUGUACUUCGAGACUGGAUUGCAGAGUUUUUAUCGGAGAACUUGUGCAUGUAUGCAUCAGAGAUCGGUCACAACAUGCUGAUUGAACAGGUUUUGCGACUUCUGUAUUUUCUAGUAAAGUUUGGUUACUAUAUGGACUCCGAGGAUGUUGACAAUCUACUCCCACCUUUACUAAACCUUCUUGAUGGUAGACACGACUAUCCAUUCCCUGCUAAAGACAAAGGAUACAGCAAAGAUGAAAAGAAAAAGGUACAUGCCUAUCAGAUGACAGCCAGAUUUGAGAAGACAAAAGAAACUGAGGCGAUUAGUCGAGCAAAGUUCCAGGUGCUGGAAGUGUUGGAUUUACUGUUAACAUAUCAGAGGAACUUGAGACUUCAGAGUUUUGUGGGAAAGUUCAAAAUAGCAGAACAACUGGAAGGCGAGGGAAAAACCUCAAUCAUGACACCGUUACUGUAUGACACUUUUAACCCCCACGACCAAAGCAAGAAAGCAAUCGGUGUGCAGAAGAAGGUCAACAAGGAGUUGAACGAUAUGUUCAAGCUUUCUGCCCUGUUUGACCUCGAAUUUCUUACAAAAGUUCUCAUGGACUUGUCGAUGUACAAAGACAACAAGAUGGUGCUAAAAUCCAUGACUAUCAUGAACAAGCUUUACUCGACAAAGAGUUGCAUGUUUAACAUCGGCAGUCAAGCCCAGAUAUUGCUGACACAGGAUUCUGCACGUGUGCACAGAGAGGUGUUGAAGAAUAUGCCAGUCUUGAGGAGACUUUCAAAUGCCAAAUUAGAUGACCUCCAAAUAAAAAUGAUGGGCAGCAUACUCGAUGAUCUUGCAGAGUUUUGUCAUCUACCAAUGACACCUGAUGAGCCACACCCAAUGAACCAGAAUAUUCUGAUAAGCAAUGGUGUCCUCGACGUUCUGUUUACAAUACUUGAGCAAGAUAUUGAUCCGAAACUGAUGAGUGUAUAUAGUGGUAUGGCGGAUAUAUUCAAGAAAUCUUUCUACUUGCUAAAGCUGUUAGCGAGGGAGAAUUUCAGUGUCCAGUACAAGAUAAUGGAACGACUGGACAUCAUGUUAAACGUCAAAGUUGUAGAAUCAGACCUGGCAAUCGCACUGAAAGAGGUAUUCAAUGGAAACCAGUUUACCUGCUUAAAGAUUUCACAGAAACAAAUACAGAAAAUUGUCACUCGAAUAGCAGAACUUCAGGAAAAAGCUCCAGAAUUUCUUGAUCUACUUGGUAUGGUCGUCAAAGUGUCAGGUCUCAAUCUUACCCUGAAAAGGAACCAGGCUUACGUCAUGAAGUACAUUAUGCAGAGCUAUCGAAGGGUGGCUUUUGUUCUUGAUAUGUCAAGGGAAGAAAGGAUAAAUAUACUAACAGACCCAGGUGAGAUCGCCAGGUUACGGUACUACAUUAGUUUACUGGACUUGUUAGCCGCAUGUGCUGAGGGAGAAAACAUGUUCAUAGAAUCCCUAUGUCAGACUAUUCUACCUAUCGAUGACCUACUUAUGGUCUUGAAUAGUGACAAGGUGGAUAAUGUCUUCAAGAAGCCAUUUUUGAAAUGUUUGCACCAUGUAUACAUGAAGACUGGAGACACAAAAAUGGACACUGGGGCGAGUGAGCUGUCGCAUUUUGAAGAAAUAUGGCAUUAUAUAUCGAUUGUCUCCCUUGAGAUGAACAAACUUACAGACAGCAUAAAAGCAGAUCCGGACAAGAUGGCCAUAUAUAUUAACUGUGCACCAGAGAAAAGCGGACAAGCGGCAGCACCAGACUUCGAGUCCAGUUCGUUCGGAACAAUGCUGUACUUUCUUGAAGGGGUGUUACCAUUCCUUACAUCAUUUUAUCAGUAUUUCUAUUAUCCUGAAAGACAUUCCCAUCCUAAUGAACUUGACGAGACUGACCAUAUAGCUAAAGCCGUCGUGCUAUUUGGAGAGAUUCUUGGACCACUUAUCCACAAACCACUGCACAUGAAGAAUAUCAGUGAAGCAAUUACAGUUCUUGUACCAAUAUCAAACAUGCCCAAUUCUAACAUAGAAACAAUCUUAGGACGAUGGGCGUCUGGCAUAGAAGCUGAAGACACAUCGAGUGCUAUCAGAAAGGGCAACAUCGAAUACUACUCGGAUGAAGUGGAGAUUAAUGCCAAAUUUCGAUCGUUUACUAAGAAUUGUUCUAUAGUGUUUGCCGGCCACAAUACUGUUGCUGCACAGCUUGGCUAUAACCUUGACCGAGAGUAUACAGUGUUAGGUGGUGAUGAAGAAUUACCGCUCGGUGAAGAGUUCCAAAGUUUAGUGAAAUGUUUCGUUAACCAUAACGAAAAGAAAACGGCCAAAAAGUAUGAGUGGACGGCAAAACUUAUAGAACAACUCAAAAUAUCAUCGGGAUUCACUAGAUUAACAGAACAGGCAAGACAGGAAAUGGACGAACUGAACAUUAAAUGUUUACAAAUAUUGAGGGCCAUGGUGCAUAAUGAAGAACGAAGACUGCCUGAUGACUGGCCAACAAGAACAGCGGAACCAAAAGUUGCAAAGAUACUACGAGGAAUUGGGAAUAUUCAAAAGUUUUAUGACUCCAAAGAUGCCAUGAUGAAAAUAUUACCACAUCUGGCCACACGAAAUGAACAAGUAGCGAAAGAAACUCUUGGCUUUCUCUGUGCUUUAUUGUUAAACGCCAACAGAACGGUCCAGGAGUCAAUGAUGAACUAUUUCCUGUCAACAAAGGAAGAAGUAUUUUUCAUGGCCAUACGUGAUAGAAUGUCAUGUUCAACCAAUACUAUUAAGGAAAAGCGGUCUCUUCAGGCACAAAUGGAUGUGCAGAAAAAGAAAAGCUCUACCAAAAACGUUACGUCAAGAGGUGAUAAAACAUCGGUGUCAGUUAAGGCCCUACAGCAAAUUCAAGCGUAUGAAACUGCGUUGCGGCUACAGAGGUUGAACGGAUGGAAACCAAAGCGACAUGCUCCAAAGAAUGGGCACAAAAACGGAGAGUCUAAAGACAAGAAGGAAAAGAUUAAUAAAGCAAAAGAAGCUGAAAAAGAUAAAAAGAAACAGACAAAAGCUCCAAAGACUGACAACAAAGGUAAAAAGAAACCGACUCAUGCAGAUGGGGCAGAAGUUGCAAGCACAACAAAAGAUGAUCUAGCUUUAAUCAACGACGCAUUUGAAGACAAUGAAGUGGCUGAAGUUAAAGUGGAGAUACCUGACGAAAUUGAAGAUCCAAAUCCUGAUGAAGAUGUUGAAAACGCCGAAGAAGAAAUGAUUGGUUAUAUCGAACUGGCACUGAAAGUUAUGGCCCGCAUGUGUGAUGGACAAAAUCAUACAUUACAGGAUUAUCUUAGGGAGCAACCAGAUAAUGUCAAGUCGUUCAACAUAAUAGGGGAAGUGACACAAUUUCUAAAUGUGAUUUAUUCAAACAUUACGGCUGGCACUAUUGACUUAGUAGGCCAACUGUUUGACACGAUGACUGAGUUUACCGCGGGAAACCAGGAAAAUCGCAUUGUGAUAUAUGACAACAAAAUCAUUGACUACAUCAACUUUAUUUUACGAGCUGGUGAAAUCGGAGAUUGUCCAAUAGAUAAGAUCCUGUCACUGAGAGAGAGUAUCUCGAACUUAGUUCUAGCAUUAGUUGAGGAAAAUGGUGCUGGUAAAACGCAAGUAGCAAUGGAAGUAAAAGAUUCUCUUGAUAAAAAAGCCGUUGUGAAAUUGAUGACUGAAAGCUUUGAACAUCAUGGGAUAGACAAGAAGAAACUUGCAGAAAUGAAGUAUAUUGAACAGGAAGGUCAUGUGCCUCAGCAGAAAAAGAGCAAAAUUGCUUUAUUCAAAGAGAAAAUUCUGAGAUCAAUUGGGAAUAAAGACAAUGACGAGUUUGCUGAAGAAUACGAAGACGUUGGCUAUCGUUUGUAUCUAAUACUUGCUAGAAUGGUAGACAUAGAUGUUCAACUUUUAGAAUCACUUCGGAUGACGCCGUUGCAAUUGAAGGCUUACAAUUUUUACAAGAAAAAUUGCCAGUCCAUUGAGAUAGUAAAAGAUGACGAAUUACAAAAGGCCAAUUUCCGCGUCAAGACAACGCGGGUUCUUCGAGAGGAAGUGAAAGAGAUGCUGAAAUGGAGCGUUGAUAGGUCAUCGCCUAGCAACAAAAUUCGAGACUUGAUGGCAUGGUCUGUAGAUAUCAUGAAAGAUAUUGCUUACCAAAGAAAGAUUCUUAACAACCCUGUAGCUGUCGUGCUAACAAAGGGAUGGUUGGUUUGGAACAAUUCUGUUACAAUUCUAUCCUUUGCCAUAAACAUCCUGAUGUUAAUGACAUGGAACGCAAAAGCAUCUUUAAACACAUCAGGAAUAUAUAAGAACAGUACAGCUAUUCCACUAGAAGUAAAAGAUCCUAUUCCCGAAAUUAGCAACCUUACUGCAGAUCAAUACGCACUGGCCCUUUUUGUACUCGGGGGAUUACACAAUACAUUCUGUUUCCUGGUCCUUAUAAGCUACUUUGUUGGUAAUCACCCACGACUGCCAGAUCCCAAAGCAGCAUUUCUUGAAAUCAAGGAAUGUUUAUUCGCCAAGAAAAGGGAGGAAGAAGACCUUGAUGAAGAUAAAACUAAAGAGCACGUAGCCAAGAUGGAUGCAACACUACUUAGUUUUACAACAUUUUAUUACAUCAGCUUUUUUGCCCUUUCAAUUGGUGGUACAAUGUUUCAUGGAUAUUUCUUCGCAUAUCAUCUUCUAAACAUUGUAAACGGGAACCAGCUUCUUAGUGGUGUAAUCAAAGCGGUUACACAGAACGGCCGAUCGUUGGUGUGGGUUGGUAUACUAGGAUUGUGCGUGUUUUAUCUCUACGCCAUAAUUAGCUUUGCUUUGAUGAGAAGCAUGUUUGAUCCAAACGAUUAUCUUUACUGUGACACACUAUGGCAGUGUACAUUGACAAUUAUCCGAUACGGUUUAAUUGGUGACCUGUUUGAUAACAUCAAAGCUCACAAGACAGAAAAGAAUUUCCGAAUGUUCGGAUUCGUCGUUUUGUACCACGUGUCCUUUUUCAUAUUUAUCACAACUAUUGGAUUGAAUAUCAUCUUUGGUAUUAUUGUGGACACAUUCUCCGAACUUAGAGAUUUAAAGUGGACGGCAGAAUCUGAUAUGAGGGACACCUGUUUUAUUUGUAGCAGGAACAGUUAUGAUUUUGAACAUCAUGGCAACGGCUUUGAACAACAUGUUCGUCAUGAACAUAAUAUGUGGGCGUACAUUUUCUUCUUUAUUCAUUUGGAUGGGACGAAACUCAACGAUUACACUGCUCUAGAGAUGUACGUCUUUAAACAUCUCCAGAAGGAAAAUUAUGACUUUUUCCCAUUAGACCGUGCUCUGUCCCUUGCUGCCAUGGGCCAAGAUUCUACAGAAGUCAAGAUUGAUGACUUACUCUAUCACGUUACGUCCAUAGUACAGAAACAAAAGAAAGAGGAACUGGAGAAGAAGAGACUGGAAGAAAAAAUGCGACAAGUAGCGUGGGAAGAGAGACAUCGCAUGGUUCCAAUACGAGACAGUCUUAACAUUGCACAAAACGAAGAUUACUUACUUGUAUCACAGGAGCAAGAAGAUCAAAUAUUUGAUACACUUGUAGUAGGAAGUCCACCUCAAGGUCUGUCACCAACUUACUCUCGAAGAACAAGCGUUGCUACAGCAACAAGAAGGCCAAGCGCGGCAGGAUCCGGGUACCAAACACCACUAAAUCGCCACGACAAAUACCGCCGUCGUCGAAGUGUGAGUCCUAUGGAAAAGGAUACACUUUACCGCAUUGUAAGUCCUUCUCGUGGGUACGAUGAUGACCUGGUUUCAUUAUCCGGUACACAAGUUUACGGAUGGGAAGAAAGAAUUCAUAGCCCUACGUUGUUUGGUUUAGAUGAAGAUGUCCUCGAUAUAAUUCCUGUCCCGUAUAGUCGUCGACAGUCUUUUGACAGACUUCGUAGUCCAAGAUUGAGCAUUGCACCGGGACACAGAGAAUUGCAAACCUAUUAUUCUGAGUCUGAUCCUACCCCAUAUCUACGUCAGCUUGCACAACAAUAUUCACAAGAAAGGGAAAGACGUCUUUCACAACAAUUCCCAGAUGGCCAGCCUCUGACUUUACCUCCAGAAACAGAGAGAGGGGAUACAGACAGUAUUACGUCUGAAGUUGGUCCACCCGAUACGCAGUUUUGAAUUAUGAGGCGAGAAUAAAAUAUAGACACAUAUAAAAAAUGAACAAUAAACAAUUUUCAAAAUAUUUGACAAGUUAGAGUUUUGUAAAGAACGAGCGCUAAUGGCUUGGAACAAAGAACACACAAAAUAAAAAUCUAUCAACUCUAAUAAGCACUUACCAUUGUUUUGCAUUGUAAGGCUUAUUGCUUAGGCACACAUAUCAAAGGAUUUUGCACGAUUUAUAAUAACCGUAAACUGAUUUUGAGGACGAAUAAUUUAUUUUUAUUUGAAUUUAUCUAUGUACUUUAAGAACAUGAAGCGUAUAAAAGUAUUUUAGAAAACAUUUGUAUUAAUAAGGGAUUUCCCCGUUGGUUCAUCUAUUUUAGUAAGGUGCUUGUCAAAUGUAAUAGUGUGACGUCAGCAUUAUUUCCUUUGGCCACAGUGGUGUAUUUUGUAAUGAUUUACAAAAGCAUUUUAAAAACAUGACACUGAUAUGAUACAAAUAUUUUACAGUAUUAUUGUUAUGUUAUUGGUGGCUGAUAUUUUUACUAAAUCGUAAUGAUGAUGAGGUUUUUAAAAUGCAUACUUAUCGUCUACGGCAAGUAUCUUCCCCUUUGCCCUUAGUCUUAUUUUAUUUAAUUUAACCCCCCUCCCCAGGUCUCCUGUCCUCUUACCCUGUGCCCUUUGACUUUGUGGGCCUGUUUUUCAAUCAGUUAUUUGUUUUCUUUGAAUUUCUUAUCAUGUACAAAUUAUUGCCUAUUUUCAAUCAUUUAUUUGUUUUCUUUGAAUUCUGUAUCAGUUACAAAUUAUUUUUUUUAGUGAUUAGCCUGUCCGUGCUCUGCCUUGUGUCCUGUCCUGUUCUUGUUUGGGUCUGCUUAGGCUUCUUGUCACUGGUUCUUGUUGCUGGGUCAUGUGGGGUUUGCGUUCAUUGAACGCAGCCUUUCCUUGAUGAUUUUGUUUAUCAUAUUUUAUAUUUAAUUUGUUACACCAUGACGCCUGUUUAUGAAUGUAUGUUUAUUAAUAAUUCCUCAUAAUACUCAUUUGUAAGGAAGGACAUUCAUUUUGCAGUUUCAUUUUUUUACAUCCCACAGAUGUUGAAUCGACCAGACCAUGACACAACCAUGAAACAAGUCCGAAAUCAGAUUUAUAAAAGGCACAAAUAAUAAUAGCU